Molecule: messenger RNA, 702 nt
Organism: Emericellopsis cladophorae
Lineage: Eukaryota; Fungi; Ascomycota; Sordariomycetes; Hypocreales; Bionectriaceae
Product: RING protein
Exons: 4
Coding region: 1-702 (233 amino acids)
Source: RefSeq, a predicted model, not a curated record
AUGUCGAGAAUGGAGCAAGGCGCAAGCACUACUGACAGCUACAUCGCCUCGAAAACGACGAAAUGGCUAUUUGUCAAGCUUGCGAAGAUCCUCUGGUGUUCCAAAUUGCUGAAGAGGACGAUGGCAACGAACAAACCGUCCCGGACGAUCUUGAAUUGCAAUGUGGCUGUCAUUUCCACUGGGGCAUCAGUCUUUGCCAGAUACACCAACGAGGGUGGCUUGCAACCCAACUUGGACAUCCUCCCUGCGAUCACAGAAGAGGCGUACCUGCUUAACCAACCCGAAGCUCGGCCUGCCAGGGCGUUCCAGGUCAUGUGCGCUGAGGGUGAUAUUGAAGGCAUGGUCGAGCUCCUCGCUGCACUUGAUGAGGACGAGGACGAAAUUGCGAGUGCAACGUCGAUCCUUCAAUAUCAAGACCCUCUAUCGGGGCAAAAGAGCAGCCUUCACAUCGCGGUGGAAAACGCCCAGGUCGACGUUGCCAUGCUACUCUUGUGGCUCUCCUCCACAGCACCCCCUGAAGCGUUCCCAGACGUUGCCCGUCAAACGGCUGAAAGGUUUGGAUUGAGCCGACUGACUGCGCAGACUGGCGACAUUCGGCUGUUGCAUGACAGCAACGGCCUUACGGCGGAACAGUACGCGCAACGGACGUCUGGACCCCUCGCCCCUUUACUCGUGUCAGGAUUGCUGAGUCCAGGAGCGUAA